Juglans regia (Persian walnut) is the source of this 1288-nucleotide messenger RNA. Its product is annotated as 4-hydroxy-tetrahydrodipicolinate reductase 2, chloroplastic-like. Gene Ontology annotation, cellular component: chloroplast stroma. The transcript has 8 exons. The record is from RefSeq and is a predicted model, not a curated record. Gene Ontology annotation, molecular function: NADPH binding; 4-hydroxy-tetrahydrodipicolinate reductase activity. Bases 102 to 1097 code for a protein of 331 amino acids. NCBI's taxonomy places the organism in Eukaryota, Viridiplantae, Streptophyta, Magnoliopsida, Fagales, Juglandaceae.
ACGUUCCACUUCCAGGAUUUUAGAUUUUAGACUUCAAGGCUAAACCCCAACUCUAGCCUCGCGCCUCUAAUACUGUCUCUCUCUCGUAGACGACGCAGAGAAUGGCGACCUUGCUCCACCAGCUGACGUUCUUUUCUGGGGGGAUUAGACCUAAAAGUGCCAUUCAUCUGAAUCAAAGGUCAAGAUCAAGAUCGCCUCUCAUCUCUAUGUCGUCGUCCGUAUCACUCGUUCAACAUCUCGAGAAAACGGCGUCGCCGCAGGAUCUCAGCAUUCCCGUCAUGGUAAAUGGUUGUACAGGCAAAAUGGGGAAGGCUGUUAUCAAAGCAGCCGAUUCUGCAGGACUGAAUCUUGUUCCUGUAUCAUUUGGCUCUGCAGAGGAGUGUGGAAAAACUGUGCAAGUGAAUGGGAAAGAUUUUCUGGUACAUGGUCCUGCUGACAGAGAAAAUGUCCUUGCAUCUGUAUUUGAUGAACAUCCCAAUUUGAUUGUGAUCGACUAUACAGUGCCUUCCACAGUAAAUGAUAACGCAGAGCUCUAUUGUAGAGUUGGAGUGCCCUUCGUGAUGGGAACCACUGGUGGAGAUAGGGGCAGGCUCUAUAAGACAGUAGAAGACUCUAAGGUUUAUGCAGUAAUUUCCCCACAAAUGGGUAAACAGGUUGUUGCAUUUCUUGCAGCCAUGGAAAUUAUGGCAAAGGAAUUUCCCGGGGCCUUCUCUGGGUACUCCCUACAGGUGAUGGAGUCCCAUCAAGCAAGCAAAGUGGACACAUCUGGAACUGCCAAAGCUGUUGUUUCCUGCUUCCAGAAAUUGGGCGUGUCUUUUGAUAUGGACCAAAUACAAAUGAUACGAGAUCCCAGGCGACAAUUUGAGAUGGUGGGAGUUCCAGAGGAGCAUUUACCUGGUCAUGCAUUUCAUAUGUAUCAUCUGACGUCACCUGAUGAAACAGUUUCCUUUGAGUUUCAGCAUAAUGUUUGUGGUAGGUCAAUAUAUGCUGAGGGUACCAUUGAUGCUGUGUUGUUCCUUGCUAAGAAGGUCCGGUCAAAGGCCGACAAGCGGAUCUACGACAUGAUUGAUGUCUUGCGGGAGGGAAACAUGCGAUGAAGUUGGGUUUGCAUGCAACUUUGUAUCUGUAUUUAGCUUAGCUAAAGAUGAUCUUGGUCGAGUAACAUGGGGAUUGCAAUUUUGGAUUCAUAAUUUUGAGCCGAGUCAGUUUCUUGUUUAUUUUAGUUGAACAACAUGAUUGAUUGUUCGUUGCAAUGAUAAUUUGGAUCGGAGGGAAAUAUGGAUGUUCA